GGAGAUCAUGACGUCGAUGAAGACGAGCCUCAUGCAGAGCGACGACGACGAAGUUGACGUCCUCGAUGCAUCUUCUCUGAUCCCCGAGACCGCAGGUAGCCCCGCAGUCGCAUCGCCUUGCAGCGACGACGACGCCGAGAUGGUCACCAUCGACGUGCGGGACCCACGGCCCAAGAAGCCCGAUGCUAUCGUCGUCAUGGAGGCCCUCAGCGGCGAGAAGGGCGACGAGCGCCAUGGCAGCCGCUUCCUACGCACGCUGCAUGCCGAGGUCACGCAUGCGACCCCUGUCGUUCAUAGCUACGGCAACGUCGAGGCCAAGCUCGCGGCGAAGCGUCGGACCCAGAACGCGCUCUUGGCCGUCGCAACGAGCCUCGGCGACGACCCAUCAACGUACGCAAUCAACGCACUGCCGCUUCCGAUCCAAGUCGCCUUCCGGGUCAAGGUACUGGGGAUCUUUACGCUCCAGCUGCUCUUGCUGUCGCUGCUGACCAUCAUCUUGACGUACUCGCCGCUGUGCGCACCGUCGCUGCAGAGCUUUGCCGACCAAGGCAGCGGCGGCGCCGUCGCGGGAAGCGUCAUCGUAUCCCUGCUGGCGCUCUUUCUCCUGUACCUCGUCAAGUACAUGUUCCCGCUCAAUUUUGUCAUGCUGGCCAUCUUUACGAGCCUCCAAGCGAUCGCGGUCACGACCUUGGGGCUCUUCUUCCGCACGCGCGCGUCGGUCUUUGCAUGCGUCUUUUGCUUCUUCGUCGUGCUCUGCAUGACGUUUCUCAGCACGCGGACGCGGAUCAAGCGCGAGGUUGACGGGCCACGCAUCGUGCUGCUCUCGACGCCGGUCGCCGCUAUGAUUGCCUACGCGCUCGUCGGUAUCGUUGCGUGCUUGAUCUACGCCGGCCAAGGCGAAGCGUUCCUCUCGGGCACCACCUUUAUCAUCACCAUGUUCUUUUCGCUUGGCGUCGUCAUGUGGUUUGCAUUCGAUGCAUCCUGCAUGUACCAGAUCAUGACGCCGGACGAGUACAUGCAAGGCGUCAUCUUCUUCUACACGGACCUCAUCUUGCUCUUCAUCUUCCUCCUCGUCAUGGGCGUCUGCGUCGCGGCCUGUGACGGCGGCGCGCCCAUUGCGUGCUUUGGCAACUGCGGAGCGAUCAUGACCGAGGUGCCCGACGACAGUGGUGACAGCCUCGAACCGCCUUGCCCUGCCCAGGCCGAUUCUACGUAAUUGCUCACCUAUACUACUCCAUGCUCGAA
Messenger RNA from Saprolegnia parasitica CBS 223.65, 1245 nucleotides. RefSeq lists its product as hypothetical. The record is from RefSeq and is a predicted model, not a curated record. The transcript has a single exon. The coding region runs from base 8 to 1216 and encodes 402 amino acids. NCBI's taxonomy places the organism in Eukaryota, Oomycota, Saprolegniomycetes, Saprolegniales, Saprolegniaceae.